GCAGCAGCAGUAGCAGCUGUGGGGGCGGCGCAGUGUCCGGAGCUGAGUGCUCGGUUUAGCCGUGUCCCCGAUAUGGCAGCGGAGCGCAGAGCACAGGUUUGAUAUCCGGAACUGGGAUAAAAGCAGCCUGCAAUGCUAAAUCUUUAAACAGACGGGUGAGGGGAUACAAGAUCAUCAUGGCAGACUGUAAAACCUUUUGGCUUUUGCCACUAGCGUUCUUGCUUAUCUGUUCCCGCGUAACAACGACACACUCAGAAGAUCUUUCAAACCAUACAUCGAACUCAACAGAGGCACUGUUGGAAUGUUUACCUGUGAUCACACUGAGAGUAGAUCACAUCAUUGUAAAGGAGGGGAACAGCGUGGUAAUUCAGUGCAAUAUCCAGGGUCAUCCAGAUCCUCACUUUCAAUGGUACAACUCUAAUGGACAUUUGCUUAAAGAAGAAACUGUGGGAAAAUGGUGGAUUCUAGACAGUGGACUUUUAAAUAUCACCAGUGUGUCGUUUGAAGAUCGAGGCAAAUACACGUGUGUUGCUACAAAUCCCCAUGGUAGUGUAAAUAAUACAGUUACGCUAAGAGUCAUUUUUACUUCUGGUGAUAUGGGAAUUUACUAUAUGAUUGUCUGCCUUGUGGCAUUUACUAUUGUGCUAGUUUUGAACAUCACAAGACUCUGCAUGAUGAGCAGCCAUUUGAAGAAAACUGAGAAAGCCAUCAAUGAAUUCUUUCGGACAGAAGGCGCAGAGAAAUUACAGAAGGCGUUUGAGAUUGCAAAAAGAAUCCCUAUCAUCACUUCAGCUAAGACACUUGAGCUUGCCAAAGUUACUCAGUUUAAAACCAUGGAAUUUGCCAGAUAUAUUGAAGAACUUGCCAGAAGUGUCCCCUUACCACCACUUAUCAUGAACUGCAGAACUAUAAUGGAGGAGAUCAUGGAAGUUGUGGGUCUUGAAGAGCAAAGCCACACUUUUGUAGGUCAGGGAGCAGUUGGUCAUGAUACUUGUGAUGGAGAUGAUGUUUUUACCAUCCGAAAUAGUUUGCAAAGGAGCGAGUCCCCAGCUGCUGAUUCCGAUGCAUCUUCUCUACAUGAGCCUCCGAGGCAGAUUGCAAUAACCGUAUCUGUGCAUCCACGAGUAACGAAAACUUGUUUGGACACAGAAUCCCAGGAAAGCAUACAGUCCAGCACAAAAGAAGAAGCUACCGCAGGUUCCUGUACACAAACUGCUGAGAGCAGUGAGCCGGUGUCGGAAGACACUGCCACCUGCAUCAUUUAUGAAAGCCAUGUUUAAAUCUAUAUUGGGAAAUUCUAUGCAUAUCACUAAAGUCACUUAGAGCACCUUAUAGAGAAGAUACUGAAGUAAUGCCACUUAGCCUUACUAAAAAUGUAUAACAUCAAAUCCUGACCAAUUAUUGUUUGUAGGGUGGCUGAAAAACAUCCAUGUUCUCUAGUAUCCGUGUGGAAAUAUCCAUGUCUCAAUAACGUAUGGUAUAAAUUAAUGGAUACUGACUUGCCCUCUCUCUGAAUGAUUGGGGAAACUGGUUUCCUAUAUAAACAUGAAGGUAUAUAGUUACAGUAGAUUCUGUCAAAAAAAAGUAUUUAUUAUUUUGUAGUUCUAAUCUGUUUGUUUCCUUUUGGCUGUUACACACAUCAUUACACAUUUUGAAUUCAUUGCUUUUAGAAGCUGUAAAAUAAGCUUUUUUUUUUUUCUUGUUUCUGCUUCAUAGUAAUUGUUCCCCACUUAAAAAUGUAAAAAAACAAACAAAAAAAAUAGCCAUGUUUUGACAUGGUUUCUGAAAUACAUGACAAUCCCACUAGGAUCUUGUCAAGCGGCAAUGAGAAUUUUCAUUACUAAGCGGUUUCAUUUGUCGGUAAGAAAUGGAUCAACUUUUAUUCUAGCCCACUUGAUUUUAAUAAAAUUCAAAACAUUUUGUUAGUCAAACCGCUAACCUGUAUAGAGGACAGACAUUUAGAAGUUCAGUCAAUACGCCUUCUGUUUGCUGAUUUGGCUGGAAAUUACGGGCAUUCACAAAGCAGACUUUUUAGAAAACUCUGCAUACAGUACUAAUUGCAACAUGCUAAAGAUUAGUGGCGUUUUAAAUGUUUCCCAAACCCCUGAUAUUUCAUUGACAAUCAAUAUUUCCAUUUCUUGUGUGUUGUUUUUUUCCUCUUUGUUUUGUGUUUAUGUUUAGAGCUAUUUCGAUUGUCAUAACUUAGUGGGCACAUGGUAAGUAAACAAUCAGAAAUCCAGCAUUAUUAUAUGCUGAUUUUCAGACACUACACCACAUCCAUUUUAGGUAGAGCUUGUUCGAGCUGACUGUUUUGUAAUUCCAUAAACAGAAUACUGAACUGUUUUAUGAUAUCGUCCUAGAAAACUCCUAAAACAACUGCUAAAUAUAGACCUGUUUGUUGUCAAAUAGGCUCUGUCAUUAUUCUAAUAUAGCACUUCCAGGUUUCACUUGGGCCAACAUGUUCCAGGUCUCAUAGCCAGAAUCUAGCCUUGUUUU
This is a messenger RNA of Pelobates fuscus (common spadefoot toad), 2496 nucleotides long. It is a transcript of the gene MFAP3L, whose product is annotated as microfibril associated protein 3 like. The transcript is spliced from 3 exons. The coding region runs from base 177 to 1280 and encodes 367 amino acids. The record is from RefSeq and is a predicted model, not a curated record. Lineage: Eukaryota; Metazoa; Chordata; Amphibia; Anura; Pelobatidae.